GUGCGGCUUCAUUCCGUCUGUAAACACCACCGAGUGCGGUCCUCCUCGCUGCUCCACUCUGUAUUAUCAAUUCCUGGUGAACUGACUAACGGUAGCGGACCCAUCUGAACGAAAGUGAAUGUGCGCCCAGGUCGAAAAUAAAAUUGGUUCGCGAGCCAAAUGAAGAAGAAGUGAACAAAUUUUAAAUAGAGAUUGAAAGUGCAUCGCUAAAUAAAAAUCAGCGCACCUGCUUCCUGAGUGCACCUGCUUCCCCAGUGGCGUCGCCCUCCGCAGGGAACACGUACGCAUACGCACCUUUGGAUACGCGUAGAAAUGCGCCGUGCAUGUGAAGUACAUGUGGAGUGCUAGUGCUUGAUAACUUAAUGCCAGCCAAAGGGCCGUAAAAACAAACGAGGCAAAAAACAAAACCAAAAACAGUGCGACCUUGUCUUGUCUUCGCCGGACUUCUUGUUCCACCAGCCCAUCCAUCAAAGUCGGGCUGCCAAGUCUUGGGAUUACGAUUACAGGCAAAACACAUUUGGAUACCACAUCUCACCAGCUCGAAGAUGCUGAAGCACGUGCAAAUCUCGCCGCUGCGGAAUCGUUCCGAUUCGGUGUCCCUUCGCUCCUCCAGCCACGCCUCCUCGUGCGCCAGCUCCAUGUGCGGCAGUCCGGAGCCCCCGGCGGAGCUGCAGAGGACUCCUUCGCGGGCCUCCAGCUAUUCCAGUCUCAACGAGCAGCUGCCACAGACCACAAUAAAGGUGUACACCAACUGCCUGAAGAUCGACAUCGAGUACAAGACCCUUGGCAUUCAGUGGGACACGACCAGCAAGGAGGUGAUUGGCCAGCUGCUCAGACGGCUCAAGAUGCGACACCGCGACCCGCGGCUCUUCUACCUUUCCAUGGAGGUGGCCGUGCGCCGGGCCGGGGUCAAGACCAUCCUCGUCCUGGACGACGACACCCGGCCGGCCAUCAUGCAGGCCUGCCAUCCGAAGGGCGAGUCCCGCUUCUGCCUGCAGCUGAAGCCCGGUGGCCUGAUCCGCGUCCACACCUCCGCCCUGCAGCCCAGUUCCCAGUACAAAUCGCUGGUCAUCAGCGAGGAGACGACCAGCGACGAGCUGCUCCACCUGCUACUCGGUUGCUACAGUUCGCCGGAGCCCGUCGAGAGCUUCUCCCUGUACGAGGUGUGUCCCGGCCAGGAGUGCCAAAGGAAACUCCAUCCGGAUGACCUCCCUCUGCGCACCCAAAUGGAGCGCAUGAAGCGCGGCGAGAGCUGCCACUUUCUGGUGCGGCGGACUCCGAACUACGCCCGGCGUCGCCAGCUGCUGGCCAACCUGAACGAGGCCAUUGGCCAGGCGGCCAGCGAGGCGGUUACUUUGGAGGAUAGCACUAGUCUGCUGGAGCUAUCCCUGGAAUCGGAUCUCUCGCUCUCCGAGGAUCUGCACAGCUGCAGCAGCCGGAGCAGCAGCGAAGAUGCCGGCGACGAGGACGAGUGUGCCAGCAGUUCCGGCUCCUCGGACAAUUCCACGGAGUGUGCUUUGCGGCGGGACUUCUACCCAGCUUCUCCUGCUCCUCCAGCUGCUGCUACGGCCCCCCAGUUGGCCGUCUCCAUUUCCCCCGCCCGAGCCUACAGCCCCGUGUACAAUAUACGUGAGAUUCGCACCGCCUCGCACUCGUUCUCAUCGCUGGGCAAGGACAAGAAGCUGCUGGACAUCCACAUGAAUGCCCGAUUCGCAUCCGCGGGGGUUUACGGCAGACUGAUGCCCGUGGCGGAGGUGCAGGAUUCCAAUGGAAACGGGAGCAAGCUCACGGCGGAGGCCGUCAACAACAACCCGGCCAAGGGACUGGGCCACUUUGUCUACCUGUAGCCAAGCAAUUAGUCAGGAUGUCGUCUGUACAUAGGAUCAAAUAGCCCAAGGAUCGUCACCUAAAAAUUAAGGAGAAGAAAAACGAGUACCGUUUGGACCAAAGAUGCAUUUGUAGUUUAAGAAGUG
Drosophila takahashii is the source of this 1973-nucleotide messenger RNA. RefSeq names its product RA domain-containing protein rau (gene rau). The record is from RefSeq and is a predicted model, not a curated record. Gene Ontology annotation, biological process: positive regulation of fibroblast growth factor receptor signaling pathway; positive regulation of epidermal growth factor receptor signaling pathway; signal transduction. NCBI's taxonomy places the organism in Eukaryota, Metazoa, Arthropoda, Insecta, Diptera, Drosophilidae.